CAUUAUAGUAGUUUAAUAUCAAAUGUACUAUCAAUCCGGCCUAGCCCUGUGGUUACCUGUAAAAAAAGAAAAUUGCCAUCAGUCAACAUGGAGCCUGAAAACUUCACGCAAUAUUUUUCAACGGAAGCCAUGUUGCCAGUACUAUACCUGACCUCUGAACUCGCCAGUGUGCCAGCCCUCCGCCAUAUUGACUGUUGUCUUGCCUAGAGAAGAUAGGGAACAUUUGUGGUGCUAGAAGAAUCGAAAGUGUGUCUUAUUGAACCUGUUAACUGGUGCAAACUGGGCCAAAGGGUACUAAGGAGACUUUCGCGAUGGCAAGGAAGAAAAGCAAACAGCAAGGAGUCGGUCAGAAGGAUGCAUUGUCCGGACAGCAGCAGACCUUAUCGAAGAGCCCUGUCUCUCCCGGCGUUGCAGCUGGCGCUGGUGGCGGUGGAGAUGCAGGAGUGGAUAGACUGGCCAGGGCGAAUCAGUCAAUGCAUACUUGCUGCUUGCUGUGCCAUCGAGAGUUCAAGGAUUGGGGGGCAAGUUCUGUGAACGGGCUCCCCGCUCCCAAGUUGGCAGACGCGGUGCCUGCGCUGCCUCAGGCUCUCCUUCGGGAGGUCCCAGGCCGUAAACAAGCGGACUCGGUGCCUUCUCUGCUGGGCGAAGUGCCACUGUGGAUCUGCCAGAGCUGCAAAAAGAGCGUGGAGGAGGACGAGAGGAGGGCAGUGCAGGAGCAGGUUACUCCGGCAUCCUUGUCACACUCCUCCACCUGUAAGUCGCAGACCUGUGGCAACGGUUUCCCCGAGCAGAGUUCGGUGGACUGGGACCCCAGCUCCUUCCUGUCGGCGCACAAGCUCUCGGGCCUGUGGAGUUCCGCCCACAGCAACGGUGGCGGCGUGCCACAGCACUGCACCCACAACGCUGCCUCGCACUCGCAACAAGGUGGAACUGUGGGACCAAGUUGUCACGAGAAGAGAUCAUGUCACGAUGCUCCUGGGAAAGCCCCUAAAGUGACAGGGCCUAAGGUCUGUCCCUACAGUCAUCCAGCAUCCCAGAAUUCCAGUGCAACGUCUCCUGGUUCACCACUGUCUACCUCUGCAGACCUCCACAAGACCACCCCUAAACACUUCAAAACAAUGUGCAGGCGACCAACCCCUCCAGGAGAAGCGUUCCACCCAGCCGACCUCCACCAACACUCGGACCUGUCGGUGCCGCCUAACAGUCCCACCGGCCUCUCCUCCCAGCAUUCCUCGCUGCUGCAGCCCAAGCAGACCUCUGGCAGCGGCGGUGGCGGUCAGCACGUUCACGCAGGCUCCGCCAGCUCGGGUCUGGCACCCUCGCACGCCCCCUUCUCCCCCUUAACACCUGGAAGCCUGCACGCCCCACCAUCCAAGCACCCCCCUGCCGGGUCGGAGGGCCCUAACGCCCUGCACAAAGCCGGCACCUGCAAGAACUCCCACAUUCCCACAGUCAACUCGCAGCAUGGCAAGCUGGCCACUCCCAUCAUGGGCUGUAACCACCCGUGCAACGGCCACAACGGAAUCGUGGCCGCCCUUAACGCAGGCCAGGUUGUGACGGCAGGGGCCGCAACGUGCAGGGACCAGGCGUGUAAAGGACACAAGCUGGCAACGGCCAACGGGACACUGUGCCACCCUCCGUGUGAGCUGGAGGAGGGCGACGACGAGGACAGCAGCUCGGAGAGGAGUUCCUGUGCAUCCUCUUCCACCAAUCAGAAGGAUGGCAAAUACUGUGACUGCUGCUACUGCGAGUUCUUUGGACACAACGCGCCUCCUGCGGCACCGACCAGUCGGAACUACGCCGAGAUCCGCGAGAAGCUGCGUACGCGGCUGACCCGACGCAAAGAGGAGGUGCCGCAGAGACAGGACUCGGACCCGGCCGUGCCCAGCGCCGACCACCGGGACGUGGACGAGCUGCUCGACUUCAUCAACAGCUCCGAGCCCAAGCCCGUGAACAGCGCCAAGGCGGCCAAGAGAGCCAGGCACAAACAGAAGAAAAAAGAGAAGGAGAGGGCUCAACAGACUAACAUGGACGAGGCUAUGUCGUGCGACCAGCGCGACUCCCCAACGGAGCCCGGCGAGGACGGCGAGGCCCCGGACGGCGAGGCCAGUCGGCUGCUGGAGUGGCCUCAGCUGGAGCUGGAGCGGGUCAACAGCUUCCUGACCAGCCGUCUGGAGGAGAUCAAGAACACCAUCAAGGACUCCAUCCGGGCGUCCUUCAGCAUGUACGACCUCAACCUGGACGUCAACGACUUCCCCAAGAAGGCGGCCACGCUAGAGGGCAACCACCUGCUGUCGCACCUCAACGGCUCGUCCGACCUGCAGCCCAUUGACCUGGACAUGGCGCCGCUCUCGCUGCGUGACCUCAAGAGGGACCUGGAGCUGGUCAACGGCUGGGAGGACGCGCCCGCUGCUGCUGCCGCCGCCGCCGCCGCGGCUACUACAACCACCACAAACGCCUCCACCGCUGCCAAUGACCCUGCGACCGCCAAGGACAUCCAGCGGCUCAACUCCACCCCGAGCCUGUCCAAGCUCAUCCGUAUCCGAUCCCCCGAGAGGAGUCCGGCGGCGGGCUCCGAAGCCACCGAGCCGGGGCCGGCCCCGCCAGCCAAGCCCAAGGACGAGGCCCCCGACGCCAAGAACACCACUGGCGCCGGAGCCAAGACGAAGAAGGGCAAGAAGCAGCAGCAGCAGAGACAACAGCAGGAGACGCAUUCCCAGCAGGAGCACAACGCAGCCAAACCCGCCAAAGCGGGACAAGAGUUGCAGAAGGGCCCUGAAAGCCGGCCAGUCGUGGCAGCAGACGCUGAGAAACCCUCCAAGGGUGGCUCAAAGCAGGCCUCUCAGGGCCAGGCCACAUCUGAGAGCCAGAGGAAUGGACACAAGAAGACGGAUGACUCCAAAGCACCCAAGCAGCAGCAGCAGCAAAACGGCUCUGUGAGCGGCAUUCCCAACUCCGCCUCCAGCACGGCGAGAGGGAAGAACGACGGGGACGCUCGGGGGAGCAGGUUGGAACAAGACCCCGAAGGCAAAGCCAACGCCAGCACUCUAGCACACUCCCAACAGCAGCAGCAGCAGCCCAAGGGCAAGAAUAAGAAGAGCAAGAACAAGCCAGACAAAUCCAGCAGUGCUAUCGAUGAUGUGUUCCUCCCCAAAGACGUUGAUCCGACAGAAAUGGAUGAGAUUGAUCGGGAAGUUGAGUACUUCAAGAGGUUCUGCCUUGACUCAGCCAAACAGACACGACAGAAGGUGGCUGUUAACUGGUCAAACUUUAGCCUCAAAAAGAUGCCCUCGAACGCAGCACAGUAAUGGAAACUCGCCAAACGGAGAACCGAGUCCUUACUCCCCGACCUUCCAGCGUGACUGUACUCAACACAAUACACCUGACCUUACCAGCCCAGACUGAGAUCCAUCAUCAAAACCCACAAACACACACAAACACACACACACACACACACACACACGGGGUUCACACAGACUGUCAAACUUGGAACUGUCAUUUUUCUUUGCUCCCAACAAAUGGAAUUUUACACACAAAAACAACAUGUCCAUACUCAUCCCUGAACCUGCUAGCGGUUGAUGUUGCGGGAGCCGCUGUCCUGUCAACUACAACAUUGCAAAAAACAAAAAAAAACAUUGAAAUGUCUUAGGUUUCUGGCUCAUUGCUUCAUACAAGUGUCUGCUUCAUACAAUGCGUGUUAAAAGUUAUUCUUACUUUUUUAUCAUUUAAAAUAAAACCAUUUUUUGUCUUUUCUUUAUCACAGAAAAUGUGGCACAUCUUAACAGUUAUUUUCCCCCUUUGGAUGUCUAACAGUUAACUUGUGUGCUCUGAAAGGUACUUCCAGUUGCAAGAGAAGAAUCCAUCCAUGACGACAUCCAUGAUGAGCCCUACCAUACCCAAUCACUCUCUGAAUCCAUAGUCUAGAUUGGGGGACCUCCCUCAGUUUGAAGAACUGAACACUGAAUCACAGAUUAUGACUUUUUUUAUGCAUUUGACCAAACACGACCACUGAUGAAGUUGCUCUCUGUUGUACUGUCAAACAGCACCGUAAUCACAACUAGAAGUCAACUGUCCUGUUUUGACUGUGCCAUAGCUCAACAUUUAACAAUCUCUUCCGUAAAGACUGAAUGCUGGUCAUUGCAGAGGGGUUGUGGUUUUUUAAACAUGGAAAGGCAUGGAGACAUUGUUAGUUUUCUUUUGCCCAAUCUGUCAAAUUAUGCUUCAGAUAUACAUGGGAGUCAAUGACAGUAGUUGGCUUCUGGAGAUUAGUGCCCUUGUACUGUACCAUGCUGUUUUAAAUUGUGACAUGAAAUGGUUUCUGUUUUGUUUUUUAAACAUGAACGUUUGCAAAAAAUUCAACACUAAUAUAAACUUUGAUUAAAAAAUUAUAUAUAUGGCUGUGUUUUAACACUUAUACAUGGAUAAUACAGGGGUGAUUUCCUUGCAUGAUGCAUACAGGCAAAAUGUAUACGUAUAUUUGAGGGGAAAAAAUCAAAACAAAAACAGCAAUUUCUCUUUGUGUUUUCAAAAAUGAGUGCAAGUGCAAUUCACUGUUUGAUCUUGUCAAUUCCAAAGCUAAUUUUAUUCAAAUGAAGUCCUGUAUCACACUUAAGUUAUACUCCCUUAUCCACACAUGUUAUGAAUGCUCCAUAUUGUUGUGCUGGUCUGGUCCCCAAUGCUACUCCAGCCUCAAUCAGUUUAAGAAUGACACUUCAGUCACCUCAACAGGCUUUUUGGCAUCCCCUAGCACUUAGCGUGUUCAUCUUUCUCUGUGUAGAUGCAAUCAAUGUUCCAUUCUUCCAUUCCACUGGCUGUCCUUCUCACUCUCCAUGUCUCACAAAUACUUUGAGCUACUCUGUUUUGUCAUGACUGUGGUUGCAGUUUUCUGGCUGCAUACUAGGUACAGCAACUGUGAUUGAGACCCCGUUUGUAUUGUUUGUUUGCUUGCUUAAUUUUGGGUUCAAGUCACUGCACUUACAAGCUCCUGUCAAAGUAGGAAGGUUGUACCUUCCCUCUGAGAAAAAAAACAAAACAUCCGACAACAUGUAUCCGACAGGAUUUGAGGAAAUUUAUUUGAUAACUCCAUUUGCUUGAAGGUUUGACACGAAUACAUUUGAGCUUCUCUUUUCAUAUUUCUCAACAUCUCCGAUGCUAUCAAGGUUAUAUUAGACUAGAACACAUCUUCAGCGUCUGGAAUGUAGAUUUAUACUAUACCAUUCAACAGCCGAGUGUAUGUUGGCUGUCUUUUUUUUUUAUUAUUAUUAUUAUUAUUAUUAUUAUUAUUCACUUUUUGAUACUGUGAAAAAUCUUUCGUGCAGAAAGAUUAAAACAUUACAGUUUUGGGAAAAAACUAAA
Molecule: messenger RNA, 5355 nt
Organism: Alosa alosa (allis shad)
Lineage: Eukaryota; Metazoa; Chordata; Actinopteri; Clupeiformes; Clupeidae
Gene: fam193b
Product: family with sequence similarity 193 member B
Cellular component (GO): nucleus; cytoplasm
Source: RefSeq, a predicted model, not a curated record